Capsella rubella is the source of this 1964-nucleotide messenger RNA. Its product is annotated as berberine bridge enzyme-like 19. The record is from RefSeq and is a predicted model, not a curated record. Gene Ontology annotation, molecular function: FAD binding; oxidoreductase activity. NCBI's taxonomy places the organism in Eukaryota, Viridiplantae, Streptophyta, Magnoliopsida, Brassicales, Brassicaceae. The transcript has 2 exons. Bases 39 to 1757 code for a protein of 572 amino acids.
AGUGGAAAGAACAGAGCCACACGAGACCCAAGAAAAAGAUGCCAUUUUUACACAAAAUGCUCACGACACCUCUCUGCUUCUUCGUCUUCUUCUUCUUCCUCCUCUUCUUAUCUCUCCCUCUCUCAUCUAUCUCUCAACCUACCUCUGUACACAACUCAUUCCUCAAGUGUUUCUCCGAGAAAACCAAAUCACCCCAAUCCCAAAUCACCGACAAUGUCUUCUCACAGAGCAGCCCUGCUUUCUCUUCCGUCCUCCGUGCUUACAUCCGCAAUGCGAGGUUCAACACUUCAUCCACUCCAAAACCCACGAUCAUCGUCACUCCCCGCUCCGAGAGCCACGUCAGCGCCGCCGUCAUCUGCUCAAAAUCCCUAAAUUUCCUCCUCAAAAUCCGAAGCGGCGGCCACGAUUACGACGGUCUCUCUUACAUCUCCGAUAAACCCUUUUUCAUCCUUGACAUGUCCAAUAUCCGCGACGUUUCCGUCGAUAUCGCCGCGAACUCGGCUUGGAUCUCCGCCGGAGCCACUCUCGGCGAGGUUUAUUACAGGAUUUGGGAGAAAAGCAGAACCCAUGGCUUCCCUGCCGGAGUUUGCCCGACGGUUGGUGUUGGUGGGCAUUUAAGCGGCGGUGGGUAUGGAAACAUGUUGAGGAAAUUUGGGUUAUCUGUGGAUCACGUCGAGGAUGCGAAGAUCGUCGAUGUAAAUGGUCGGGUUUUAGAUCGGAAAGCCAUGGGUGAGGAUCUUUUCUGGGCUAUUACCGGUGGAGGAGGAGGUAGCUACGGCGUCGUAUUGGGAUACAAGGUCAAGCUCGUUCCUGUACCAUCGAUAGUUACUGUUUUUAGAGUGGAGCAGUAUAUGAACUCAGGAGCUGUGGAUAUGGUUUCUAAAUGGCAAUCCGUGGCUCCCAAGACAGAUCGUAAUCUGUUUAUGAGGAUGUUGAUUCAACCCGUGACGAGGAAUAAGGUGAAGACUGUGAGAGCCUCCGUGGUUGCUCUGUUUUUAGGCAGAGCAGACGAAGUUGUUACGUUGCUUCGUAAGGAGUUCCCUGAAUUGAGCUUAAAGAAGGAGAAUUGUACGGAGAUGACUUGGUUUCAGUCUGCUUUAUGGUGGGAUAACCGUCUUAACGCGACUCAGGUUGAUCCUAAAGUGUUUCUUGAUCGGAAUCUCGAUACCUCUAGUUUCGGUAAGAGGAAAUCGGAUUAUGUCGAGACUGCGAUGCCUAAGAAAGGGAUUGAGUCUUUGUUCAAGAAGAUGAUCGAGUUAGGGAAAAUUGGGUUGGUUUUUAAUCCCUAUGGAGGUAAAAUGGCCGAGGUUCCGGUUAGUGCCACGCCGUUUCCGCAUAGAAACAAGCUUUUCAAGAUUCAGUACUCUGUGAACUGGAAAGAAAACUCUCCAGCGAUAGAGAAGGGAUACUUGAAUGAAGCUAGAGCGCUUUACAGUUUCAUGACAGGGUUUGUGAGCAAGAACCCUAGGAGUGCUUACUUGAACUACCGGGAUGUAGAUAUCGGUGUGAACGAUCACGGUAAGAAUAGUUACAAGGAAGGAGAGGUGUAUGGAAGGAAGUAUUUCGGAGUGAACUUCGAUCGAUUAGUGAAGAUCAAAACCGCGGUUGAUCCGGGGAAUUUCUUCAGGAAUGAACAGAGUAUACCUACAUUGCCAAAUGCAAAGGGAACGUUGUUGCCUGAGCCGGGAACCGCAAGACGGUGGUCACGAGCUGGCAGAGCCACCCUAGCUGCCACGGUUGUCUUACACGUCUUCUAGAAUCUUGCGAUUUGCUUUUUGUUGUGUUUUGAAUCGUUGAGUGAUGACUGAUGAUGAUCUCUCUUCAUAAGAUGAACAGAGCCUCACUCGUUUUCAGAUCUUUAGAAGUUAUCUGAAAUUUUUUUUUUAUUUUUUUGAAACUACAUAAAGUUAUCUGAAGUCGCAAGAAUAAUUAAAAGAUUCAAGAUUUUCAUUAAAAAAUGGAAA